Molecule: messenger RNA, 8534 nt
Organism: Myxocyprinus asiaticus (Chinese sucker)
Lineage: Eukaryota; Metazoa; Chordata; Actinopteri; Cypriniformes; Catostomidae
Product: ras-responsive element-binding protein 1-like
Exons: 10
Coding region: 1838-6511 (1557 amino acids)
Biological process (GO): regulation of transcription by RNA polymerase II
Cellular component (GO): nucleus
Molecular function (GO): DNA-binding transcription activator activity, RNA polymerase II-specific; RNA polymerase II cis-regulatory region sequence-specific DNA binding
Source: RefSeq, a predicted model, not a curated record
UAAUAUUAUUAUUUAAUUUGAUGUUGGUAUUAUAUGUGACCUGGACAUUUCUUGACAGUUCUGUGACAUCACCCUCAAACUGUUUCUGGUGAAAUUUAGAAAUGUUUGUGUGAUUUAAGCUUUAUUUAAUUUGGUAGUCAUGAUUCUGAAUUUAUUUAGCUUGGUUUUGUUCAAAUGUCCUUUCAAAUGGCUGAUAUUUCUCUUUGUGAACUUUUAAUGCAUUGUUUAAUGUACAACCUGGAAAGGUUGUAGCCUAGUUCUCAGGCCUCUUUCGCUCAAUUUUGAGAAAAAAAAAGGCUUAUACUGAGUUAUGUAAUUUACUGGAUUAAGUAAACAUACAGACACACCAAAGUACAGUACAGGUACCACAAAACAGGCCCAAUCAAAACUCGUAAAAAAAAAAAAAAAUCAUGGUUGUGUUCUCAGAUGCAUCUCACGAAUUGCAACCAAUAACAAACAUAAAGAAAAAGAUUAUAUUACAUAUUGAAACAUGCAUCGCAGUAAAUGUAUCACAUCCUUUUUCUUUCUUUUUUAAAUGAAAACUAUCCUUGAAAGUCUUUACUAAGGUUUAAUAACACAUGAAGGGACCUGUGGACUUUUUAAGCAGGUCAGUAUGAAACAUGUAAGAUCUGACGAAAACCGUCGCUCCCAAUUAAGGUUAUGAAACCAAGCGUGCUGUCUUUGGAUGACACAUCCCAUUAUAUUCCUCGUAACACACUAAAUGUGGUGUAAUGUCAUGGCAGAGGGCAGGUAAACAUGGUCAGUUGGACAGUCAGCUCAUGCUAGUCCUGAACUGAUGCCAAGAGUGUUACAGAAGAAAAACAAGCCGUACGCCAGUGUUCCACUAGAGGAAAAGGAAGUCCUCUUCUCUUUCCAGAGAUGUUUUUGAAGACUCCAGUCAAGUCAUUUAAAUUUAUAUUGCGAUUUUCACAAAACACAUAGUUUCAGAUCAGCUUUACAGAAAAUAGUGUUGUAAUACAAGUCACGUUUCAAUUGAGUAAACAAUUGGUAUGCAAUGUUUUAAACUAAAGGAUACUGAUUAAGCUUUAAGAUAAAUGAUUGUGUAUUUGAAGUCCAUCCUGAAUUGACUGCAGGAGUGCAUGUAUGAGUUUACUUGCUUGUGUUUUUGCAAAUGAUGAGGGUGUCUGUUUGCGGCUGGAUUUUGUGUGUUUUUUUUUUUUCUUAAUGAGAUCUUGAUGAGUGUUAACACAUUUAUUUUAUGACAUCAUAUGGUAAAUAAUGGGCCAUGUGACUGCAUCAGAUUGCUACACUGCUACUACAGGAACUGGUCUCAUUGCACUGCAGACGGGCUGCGGUGCUAUGUUCAACUAGGAGUUAAUGAUCUGCCGUACUCUCAACAACGGAGAGAGGAAGGCAGCGCACGUGGUGUCAGUUUACAUAGAUUUGCUUACUCAAGGUGAAAGAAAAAAGUUUGCCCCCCUUUCAGGAUGCUCACAUAACGCUCGCAAACAAAAAGUACAGAAGGGGAGGGGAAAAAGGAGAGCUACAAAAGAGUAGGCAUGAGCAGUAUGACCAAAAUCUCACGGUAACGGUAUAUAUCACAAUAUAGUUAUUUUGGCAGGAAAUCCAUCGAAGAAGGGGUUUAUAUACUAAAUAACUAUGUGGUAAUGUCUAUAUUUGGUUAAUCCAGUGAAAUAAUACUUUGAGAAAUUAAAUGUACUGCAACUCAUUUGAAUAUUUUCUCUUUUUUUGGAACUUGAUGGACGCAAGAUCAUAAGAUGUCAAAUGAUACAUAACAAAUGAAGCCAAAGAUGACAGCAGGUGUCUUGUCUGUCCGCUAUGUGAUAAGGGCUUUCAGACCCAACACCAGCUCACCAUGCACAUCCGCCAGCACAAUACUGAUAGCGGGACAUCGGACCACUCUUGCAGUAUCUGUGGGAAGUCUCUGAGCUCGGCUAGCUCUCUGGACCGUCACAUGCUAGUGCACAGUGGAGAGAGACCCUACAAAUGCUCUGUGUGUGGUCAGACUUUCACCACCAAUGGCAACAUGCACAGACACAUGAAGAUCCACGAAAAGGACUCUGCUACCUCCAUUCCCAGCAGUACCACCCUGUCUCCACCCAAGCAAAGACGCUCCUCCAUCGCCAAACGCAAACUAAGCCAGGACGAGGACAGCGAGCGGACAGAUGGGCCAUCUAGCAAAAAGGUCCUGGAAGAUAGUGGGGCAGAUGAGCAAGGUUUGAACAGAGGGCAGGAGGAAGUGCUGACCUGCCCUAUCUGCUUCAAGACCCUCACCUCCAAAAACGACCUUGAUGUCCACAUGGAGAUGCAUCCUGACACUACACUGAGAUGUGAUUUGUGCUGUAUCUCAUUCCGGACACACCGUGGUUUGCUUCGCCACAAUGCAGCUACCCACAAGCAGCUGCCCACAGACCCCAGUGGGCAACCCUUUAUCCAGAACAACCCCUCCAUCCCUCUUGGUUUUAAUGAUCUGGCUUUUAUUGACUUUUCAUGCCACAAGUUCCCUCAAAUUGCCCAGAUUUGGUGUGAAACGAACCUUCGCCGAUGCACUGGCAAAUUCCAUCGUUUUGUAUGUGACACCUGUGACAAAGCGUUCCCUCUUAGCUCAGCUCUGGACCUGCACAAUGCUUCUCAUGAGACUGCCGUUAGCUCCAAAAAGACUUCAGCUUCACCCUUAGUUAUCACAGAUGAGCUUCUCACUCCUGAGAAAAGCAGCUUCAUGGAUUCCCUGGGCUUGCAGCACAUCACUCAGGUCAAGCCGGCCCCCUCUGAAGAGGAUGCUCGACAGGCCGAGCUAGAGAGCAUCCGGGUUAUCAACGUGGAGCCUAUCCAGUCCACCGUACCUCAGGAGGCUGGCCUUGUUGGAGGGGUUAACCUGUCUCUUGUGGACCCGGCAACUCUUCAAGGUCUGUCCCAUCAGCAGGCUCUCAAACUACUGUCCCUUCAGCCCUUCCAGACUGGUUUUCUGGUGCAGCCAGAUGGUGGUAUGGUGGUGAAGCCUGUUUGUGGUGAAUCCAGUAUCGAGCUUGCUGAUAUACCACAAAUACUCAAAGUAGCUUCAGCUGCACCAAACCAGAUCACUCUUCCACCCUUAUCGAAGGCACCUUGCAGUGCUGUGCAGUCAGGCAACAAGCAGAUGCCUCCCCUCAAGCCAAAGCCUUUGGUGGCUCCCAGAACCAGUAUGGUAGCAUCAACUCCUCCACCCCUUCUGAACACCCAGCAAGCUUCACUGGGCUGCAUCAGCCCCAGCCUACCACCUCCAGCCAGUCAUCCUCUCAAGACUGCCAGGGAGCUCUCCUCAUCUUCUGCAUCCACUUCCGCCAGCAACCAGGGUUCCACAGAGAGGCUACAAAUGGAGGCUGAGUGCAUGGGAGAUGCCCAUACCCCGAUGGACAGGGAUGAAAGGCAUAUCAAGCAGGAAAUUGACAAAUUUGAAGAGAACGCUGGAAAGAAGGAAACCUCUCAAAAAGGCUCGUACCCUUGCCGAUUUUGUGACCAGAUCUUUGCUUUCUCUGGUGUGCUGCAGGCACAUAUGCGUUAUCAUAUGGGCAUCCUACCCCACCAAUGCAACAUCUGCGACUAUGUUGCCCCAGACAAGGCAACGCUGAUUCGUCAUUUGAGAACACAUAGCGGUGAGCGGCCCUAUAUCUGCCAGCUUUGUCAUUACCCAUUCACUGUCAAGGCUAACUGUGAGCGUCACCUUCGCAAGAAGCACAUGAAAAACAACCGCAAGGAAAUUGAGAAAAAUAUUAAGUAUGUUACCUCAUCCACAGCAGACAUUCUGGAGCAGGCUGGGACUAACGAAAAUAUCUGUCGCUUUUGUGGGAAGGACCUAAAGACCUUCCGGGCCCUACAGAUUCACUUGCGCACCCACAAUGGCUGCCAGCGAAAGCCAUUUGAGUGCAAGUGCUGUGGAGCAGCCUUCUUCGCUAAGCGUAAUUGUAUACAUCAUCUUCUGAAACAACAUUCAGAGGUCCAAGAACAGGAUAUUGAAGAGCACAUCAUCUCCCUAGUAGCUGCAUCAACCCAGAAUAGCCCAAAUGCAUCUCCUCUCAACGAGAUUUCUCCUAGCACUUUGGUGCAGUCUAUCAAAGUGGAGGACCUCAGCUUCUACGGUGCAGAUAUGAAUCAACCCCUGGACUUCUCUAACAAAAGUCGUGGAGGUAGCAGUGCUGGAAGUGUGAGCGGAUCCCCUGGAAUCAAAAUUGAACCUGCCUCUUAUGACUCUUCAAUGGAACCAAUUGAUCUCUCUAUUCCUAAGAAUCCCACAAAGAAGCUUAAACAAGACAUUGAUGCUACGUUGCCAAAAGAGGUUAAGAAAGAACAGUCAUCCAUUAGCAUUCUUGCACAGGCUCUUCAGGUUGAUAGACCCGUUGAUGAGAAGUCCCAACAGCUUGGCCGCUGCCAGCUCCCUGUGGCCUUGACCUCCCUUACAGGUAGCACUAAUACUUCAGGAAGGGCCUUGCGUCUAAAGCCCCUGCUUCCUAAACCCUCCUCUACUGCUGUGAAGGAGCUUCCACCACUAGCAUCCAUAGCUCAGAUCAUCUCCUCUGUUUCUGGUGGCCCUGACCUUCUUAAACGGGAGAACACUAAUAGCCUUCAGCCUGAUUCUGAUACAGUUGGCAGGCAAGAAUCACCAGAUUCCAUGACAGAUGAGCUCCCCUUGGACAGCUCCAAGAAGAGGUCCAGGAAAAGGCCUUCCAACAGCACAUCGAAUGAGAAACCUGUGAAGAAUGCAACAGAGCCGAAUAUCGAUUUGGAAUCCAGUGGGGAGUUUGCGAGUGUUGAGAGGAUGUUGGCAACCACUGAUACCAACAAGUUCAGCGCCUAUCUUCAGACCAACACAAUUGAGUUAGCAAGAAAAGAAGUGCAGCAGCCAAGUACUAGUGAUGAGAUAGAGAAGAAAGAUGAGAAACACCCUCGAGCCCAGCAGACUGCUCAACCCCAACAGUCCAAAGGGAAGAAGAAUGCAUACUCAAAUUCUGUACAAAAGAUGACUUGUCCCUUCUGUCCUAGAGUCUUUCCAUGGGCCAGCUCACUCCAGCGCCACAUGUUAACACACACAGGUCAGAAGCCAUAUCCUUGUCCCCAAUGUGAUGCCUUCUUCUCGACCAAGUCCAACUGUGAGCGGCAUCUUUUACGCAAGCAUGGCAUUUCCAACCGAGUGCUUAGGCGCAAUGGUGUCAUGCCAAAACCUAAGGAAGCUGAUGAGGGCUCACUAGAGAGUGCAGAGAGCACAUCGGAGACUGAGCUUCCCGUGGGUGAAGCAAUGGAUCUCACAAGGGUCGACCCAGAGAAGCCUGUUGCAUCUGAUGCUGAGAAACCCUCACCAGCUAAGCCGACAGAAGCAGCUGUAGCAGAGCCUCUUCCUCACAAAGAGGAGGUGGACCCAGCAGCCCUUAAGUCUUUGAAGCACAAUGACCCAGAAAAACAGGAUGACGAUUCCCAUAGCAAUAAGUCCCUUGAGUUCAACUCUUCCUUUAAGUCAGUAGACUUCAAAUCUGCUGAGAACGACCAGCCACAGUCUUCACCUGUAGCAGAUGGGGAUGUGUCUGACAAAGCAAACCCUCAGGAAGAGUCCAAGUUCACCUGCAAAAGUUGCAACAAGAGCUUCCGCUACGCUGCCACCUUGACCAGACAUGAGAAAGUUCACCUGCUGGAUGUAGCAUUGGACUCAACUAAUAUACCUCCUAAAGCAGAUGAUCCAGUAGUACCUUGUGAAACUAAGAAAGAGGUUGCAGAAGAGGAGGUGGAGAAAUGCUUAAGGAAGGGCACAGCACAGAACGAGGGAACGGGCAGUGUGGUGGAGAGUGGUUCUGAAGAGGAUAAAGAGGAGCGGAGUGAUGAAGAGGGAGCCGCAACAGAACCAAAGAGUGCUGAGGGAGAGGCAGGGGAACUUGGCAGCAAGCCGGACAAGAGGAAAAAGGUGUGCAAUAUAUGUAACAAACGUUUCUGGAGCCUUCAAGACCUCACCAGACACACACGCUCUCACACAGGUGAGAGGCCUUACAAGUGUCAGACAUGUGAGCGCACCUUCACCCUGAAGCACAGUCUUGUCCGGCACCAGCGAAUACACCAGAAACCACGCGAAGCUGAUGGUGAGGGGUUGUGUGGGGUCACUGGUGGAGCAGACGAAGAGGGCUUCAGCGGGCGCUCUGCCAGUGAAGGCGAGUGCACGCCCACCAGCACCAAUCCACCCUCUGAGAAUGAAAGUGAACUAACAGAGACUGUGAAGGUGGAACCAACCCCCCAGAAGAAAAAGGAGGAUUAUGCAUCCGCCGUACCUGCUGACAAGGUGAAGGAGAUGGUAGAGUUUAAACCAACCUCCCUGAAUGAGGAGACAGAGCUUGCACCAGCUUUAGAGACUCCCAAAGAUCCUCCAGCAGAAGAACAAGCCUCGAAUUCACCCACAUCAUCUGAUGUAGAGCCAUCAGAUGGAUUCCUCGAAGGCUUACUGGUGAUCCACACCAAGCCCACUACUGAGCACAUUUUGCCCAUCUCCGAGCCGCCACUACUUGGUGUGGAGUGAAGAGGGACUCAUCCUCUCCUUUGUGGUGAAACAUUGUGCUGCAACAAAAAGCAGUGCCAUAUAACAAAGUACAUUGCAAUGAAAAGAGAAGUAAUGACUGAUUCCAAGUGCCUUUCUACUUUUUUGCUAUAUCUUUAUCAGCAUUUAUCUUGAUCUAAAGUUGAUUUUUAUAGUAUUUUACAAUGAUUAUUAUGAUUUUUUUGGAAUCUUGAGAGAACUACUUUAAGCAAUAUAUGAUCAAAUUAGUAUAUCAUAUUGUACAGUUCAGCGACAGCAAAAUCUGUCCUUUAAGAAGCAGGUUUAUACCCUUAUCCAGCAAAGGCUGAGAUUAACAAGAGGACAUUUCUACUGAGAGGCUUGAACCCAAGUGCACAACUGGAAAGACGACUUGUUCAUCAAAGUGCUUCUCUGUGACUUUUCGUCCUCCUUUCUUUGUCUGUACUUUCCCUUUUUUUGUUAUUCCUUCAACGACAAAGACUUCCAGAGUUAUUGUUUUAUUGCAAUAUUGAGCUCUGCUGUUAUAAGUGCAAUGUCAUGUAGAGUUUUUUUGGGAACAGCCAAGCAAAGAUCAGAUUGUCAACCUCUGGAAGGUGUUCAGAAGCCUUCACACAAAGUAUAUGGGCAAUGUUUGCCCAAAAAGGUGAUUUUGUCCAAUGUCCAUAGUUGGCGUUAGCAUUUGGCACAAAGGAUGGAAGUUUUUAACAAGGGAACUGCAAUGUUUUUAAUUAAAGGGCUCAUGGAUUGCUUUCCCUCAAGCCCAGUUUCAACUACGUAAAAAGAAUAAAAAGCAAACACAAGUAAAUAGAUAAAGCCCACAAUUAUGAAUAUAAUGUACUUGAGAAAAAAAAUGAAAUGUGUUCCUGUGUCCAGGGUUACCGUCUUCCAAAACAUCACUUUUUAAGCCUUACUCUUUAUCUUCUGAGCUUCAGGCAGGUGUCUCACUUUCUGCCAGGCUCAUGAGCUAGAAUUCAUGAUGUACUUGAACCCUGUCACCCUGCUGCCUACUGUUGGGAUGUGUCUCUCUGCAGAGCUCCUCAGCUAGGAGGACCCCAUUUCAAUCAUAUGUUCUUUUGUAGCCUUUGAAAUCUCUUUGGCCUCUCAGUUUUAUGAACUCGUGUUGUAAAGAAACCUCAGACACAAACAAAGCAAACCUCAAUAGGCAUGGAGACUGUUUGAAAUCACAUGGACUGGUAAGCAUCUUCAAAUACAAGACUUUUGAUUUCCUGGAGCAGCCGUCUACCAAAUGGAUGACUGUCGAUCAGCAUGCCGCUGGUGCACGACGUCAUUGAAAUGGAAUAUUGAAGCAAUAGUGGUUUUCCUUAACUAGGGACAGUGAGAGAGAGCACUUCCCUGAUUGGAUGUGUUUGUAUUGUCUCAAGAUCAGGCUAUGUGUGCCCCCUAGUGGUGUUAAUCCAGCAUCUCUGCUCAGGCAUGAGACUUGUAGUAUUGGAUGAACUUGAAUGCAAUUGCAAUCGCUUUCUCAAUCUGUGUAUUCUGUGACUUCUGCUUGUCUUGAUGCCUUUUCCUGGGUUCAUGUGAGUGUGUUUUGUGUUGGUUGUGUGCGGAAGUGUUUGGUUUCCUGGUAAGAAUGCUUAUGGACUGUUUUUAAUGUAUUUAUUAUGACCCAGUGUGGGUGAAGAAGUAAAUGUGGAGAAGCCAUGUAUUAACACAAUUAUGCUGCAUAAAAGAUGAUUGAAAUUCAAUACUUAGCGUCCCAGCUUUGAUCUGGGUCCUCGAUAACAAAAAUCACUUUUGAUCCGAAAGCUUUACGUAGACCUUUGUAUGCAUUUGAUAGAAUGUGUUAUCCGUUUCAGUUGUAUUACUAUUUUGUUUGAUUAAGUUUGACCGAGAGAUACAAGUUGUUUUCAUUGAUAUGUUCCUUGUGUAUAAAACUGUGAAAUUCACUAUGUUAUUCUGCUAUGGGUGAAUCUGUAGGGUAGUAUUGCAUGAUAACCUUUUUAUGUUGUUCAUUCGGUUAUUGAUUUUUUUUAUUUUUUUUGCCCCACCUGUCGCCCCACUCUGU